CUGCAUGGACCAAAAGUUCAUCACAGCAUACAACGAAGCCCUCCCCAAAUACUGGCCCUUACCCAGCAGCACCUCCCCCCCCCCCCUAAAUCUCACCAUCCAAAACACUUCCCUGAAAUCCCUCCCGGGCUCGACCAAAUUCGACCUCAUCGUCUCCCCCGCAAACUCCUACGGCCGACUCGACGGCGCCUUUGACGACGCUAUCUCGCGCCAGUUCUGCCUCCCCCACAGCCACUACGACACCCUCACCCAUGCCGUCCAGAAAGUCCUCUACGACAAAUACCGCGGCUUUGCGCCGCCGGGCACAUGUACGCUUGUGCCCUUUCCCGCGGAACUACGGGGGAAGAAUGACUGGGGGUGUAAAUGGGUGGCGAUUUGUCCGACCAUGAGGACGCCGGACUCGGCGCGGUGGGAUCGGGAGGUUGUUUAUGAGUGUGUUUGGAGUUUGCUUUGUGCUGUUGAAGGGUGGAAUCGGGGGUGUGCUGGUGCUGUUGGAGGAAAGGAAGAAGAAGAAGAAGAAGAAGAAGGAGAUGAUGGGAAGAUUAGGUCUGUGCUUAUUACUCCGAUGGCAACGGGGUGUGGAGGAGUCACUCCGCAAAAGUGGGCGGCGCAAUUUGUAUUGGCGAUGAGGCACUUUGUCGAUGCGGUGGAGAGGCCGGAGAGAUGGAGUCGGCUGAGUUGGGGGGAUAUAUAUGAUGAUACAGAUGCAAUUAACAAGACGUGGAAGAUGUAGUUACUGAGGAGUAGGUGGGUUACGGAUAAAAUCAUUAUUCGAGACAGUCCCCUCCCUCUAUUCGAAGUUUAAUUGAUUUUCUAGCUGGGAGUUCGACUAUGAAAGAAAGAAAGAAAGAAAGAAAGAAAUAAAUAAAUAAAACCCCCGCUGGAUGUACCCAUCAGAGC
Molecule: messenger RNA, 900 nt
Organism: Aspergillus ochraceoroseus IBT 24754
Lineage: Eukaryota; Fungi; Ascomycota; Eurotiomycetes; Eurotiales; Aspergillaceae
Exons: 1
Coding region: 5-733 (242 amino acids)
Source: RefSeq, a predicted model, not a curated record